GCAUAGACCGUCGGUAGGAUGUUAAAAGCGAUUCCAUAGCUGACUAACUAGCUAAUGUUGGGAUGAUUUUAAUGGAGCCUUUCUGUCUCGCAUUUAUUUUUUGGGGAUUUUCAUUUUUAAUCACACGGACUCGCUCUAAUGCAUGCAGAUUUUAAAUAAAAUUGCUUGGUAGCUAACCACAAACAAGCUUGCAAACUAGCGACGACUGGAACAUUGUAUUUUUUGCAACUGCCCAGCUAAACGGCAUAUCUAACGUUAGCUACCAGAUGCUCAUCAGCUGCUCUGAAUAUGACUCUACCCCCGGAGAAGGCUUCAGAGCUUAAGCAGAUCAUUCACAACCAUUUGACAAGAAUGAACAUCCAUGGAAAAAUCCGCGAUGUACUGGCCGAGACGGUGAGACAGGAGUUGGGUACUGGACACCGCCCACUUUCCGAAGAAGACUUCUUGCGAGCUCUACAGCACAGGGGAAUCGUAGAUGAAGUAAUGAGGGACCUGCAUUUUUCACAGGACAUUCCAGCCACAGAGGCCAGUCUAUCUCUCAAGCCUGCAACACAUUUUGUUGAUAACGAGAUGACACAGCUUAAGAAAACCAACAUUGAUCCAGCGCGGAGGUGCCUGUACCUGCAGGUGCUGGGAGGUAAAGCGUUUUUGGAACACCUCCAGGAACCAGAACCCUUACCUGGCCAGGUGUGCUCUACCUUCACCCUCUACCUCAACUUCAGGAACCAGCGUUUCCGCUCCAAGCCCGUGCCGUGCGCCUGUGAUCCUGACCUGCUGGAGGGCUUCCUUCUGGAAGUUCACAAAGACAGCCUGGGCGAUGGCAGCAGGAUGGUAGAUGCCACCAACAUGCUCUCCAUCAGCGACCCGGUGCACAUGGUGCUGAUCAAGACCGACACCUCCAGCGAAACCACGCUCGUCUCCUCCUACUUCCUGGACUGGCGGUCUGUCCUGAGUGCCCCAAAUGGGAAAACCAGCAUGGCCAUCGAACUGCUGGGAGUGGGGAGCGAAUGUAAAGUGCCAGUCGGCGUUCUGAACGUGAAGCUGGAGCUCUACCCUCCCCUCACAGAGACGUUGACCCCAGACGUCAUCAUGACUCAGCAAUCCCUAGAGCGGCAGAGAACAGCAGAGAAAGAGCGUCUGUUUCUGGUUUAUGCCAAGCAGUGGUGGAGGGAGUUCCUGGAAAUCCGCCCGUCCAACCAAACCAAACUGGUCAAGAUCUUUGCGCAGGAUGAGAACGGCGUGAACCGGCCCGUGUGCUCGUACGUGCGCUCCCUGCGGGCGGGGCGGCUCCUGGACACUCCCCGGCAGGCCGCCCGUUUCGUCAGCCUGCUGGGCAUGGAGAGGGCCCCCGUGGUGGGCGGAGGGGCCAAGCAGGAACAGUGGUGCUCUCUGCUGGCCUUCCUCUGCAGGAACAAGGGCGACUGUGAAGACCACGCCACGCUCCUGUGCAGCCUGCUGCUGGGUUUCGGCUUGGACGCCUACGUCUGCGUGGGCACCAAGGCCAAAGCCACGCCCCACGCCUGGGUCAUGACCCUGGGCACCGACGGCUCCGUCACCUUCUGGGAGAGCCUGACGGCACACAGGUACCUCCACCGCCCCAUAGACCCGGACGCCCCCCCUCUGGCCCCCCAGCCCAAGCCCACGUACCCCUACAGGACGGUGGGCUGCGUCUUCAACCACCAGGCCUUCCUGGCCAACUGCCAGGCGUCGGACGCUGCAGAGCUGUGCGUGUUCGACCUGCGCGACGGCUCCCGCUGGAAGGCCAUGAGCGAGGAGGCGCUCCGCUCCGUCUGCGCCCCCGGCUCCACCACCUCCCUGCCCCCCCUGCCCGCCCUCUGCGCCUCCCACCUGGACCCCGCGGCCACCGCCAACCAGCUGGAGCUGGAGCUGCGCCACCUGGUGGCCGAGCACAGGAAGGACCUGGGCCUGGCCACGGUGUGGGACGAGCAGCUGUCCUACCUGCUGUCGGCGGCCCUGGCGGCCUACGAGCUGGAGCGCUGCGCCGGGGUCUCCUGCGGCACCGAGGAGUUCCAGGACGCCGUGCGGAGGGCGGUGCCCGAUGGCCACACCUUCAAGGGCUUCCCCAUACACUUCACCCACAGGAACGCCCGGAGGGCCUUCGCCACCAGCCUCAGGUCUCCCUUCUGCGACGAGAUCGCGUGUUGCCGCGGAGACCACGUCAGGCUGGCGGUCCGGGUCCGGGUGUUCGAGUACCCCGAGUCAGCCUGUGCCGUCUGGAUCAUGUUCGCCUGCAAGUACCGCCUGGUGCUGUGACCCUGACCCUGUCCGCCCCCACGACUGUCUGCUGGAGGAGGGAGUGACCAGGCCUGGGUCAAAUGCAAAAUCAUUUCUGAUUCAAAUACUACGCCUUUACUGAGAUUGUCUGGUGUAUUGGAACCGGUGAAAUACUCUCAGAAAGCGCAAAAUCUGGCUUCUGGUCCUCUUGGUUGGCUCAGUUGCACCUGGCAAGAUCAAUGGAGCACAGAAAAGUAUUUGAAUCCAGAACAAUUGCGUGUUUGACCCAGGUCUGGAGCCAACAUGUGCCUCCACAUUUUUCGCCCAAAUUCUAUUGUGUUUACAUCUUUGUACAGAAUAUAGACUAUAGACUACUAUCACUAUUUGUAAAUAAAUAAUGAUUGUGUUUUAUUUUACACCAAGGGUGAUGUGUGUCUUGUAUAAAAUUUACAAAAUCGGUGAGUUUGAGGGAGGGAGUGUCCCUUCCUACAAGUGUAACGCGUUUUGAGAUUCAGAGAUAAAAGGUGCCUAAUAAAAUGAAUAAAAUGGAGUCCAGUUCAUUACUAACCAGUCCAUAGUCUCAAUUCAUAGUUACACCUGAGCUUUGUGAAGAGGGUGGAGAUGGAAGC
Conger conger (European conger) is the source of this 2864-nucleotide messenger RNA. It is a transcript of the gene cep76, whose product is annotated as centrosomal protein 76. NCBI's taxonomy places the organism in Eukaryota, Metazoa, Chordata, Actinopteri, Anguilliformes, Congridae. The record is from RefSeq and is a predicted model, not a curated record. The transcript has 12 exons. Bases 289 to 2274 code for a protein of 661 amino acids.